GUCCAUGACCUCCAUAAACAAAAACAAAUGAGUGUAUCUUUUGACAUCUUUCAAAAAAGCAAUUAAGGCCUCAAUCGUCACGUAAAGCCGUAAUUUUAUGAUGAAAUUUUCGAAAAAUUUGUAUUUAUGAUGCCCGAUUUGCUAAAGCAAAGAUGGAAAACAAAAUAAAAGGAUGGAAAAGCAACCGUAACGUGUUAAAGUUGAUGCAAUGCCGGGAACUGAACAGCACCGCAGCAAAAGUCCUCAAACAGCGCACCCAAUUCAGCGCCAAUUUCAUCCAGAGGUUAGGACUCGAGGCGGAGCUUGAGGGGCACCAGGGCUGCGUCAACUGCCUGGAAUGGAGCCCCAACGGACUGCACCUGGCGUCCGGCUCCGACGACACCAACGUCAUCCUCUGGGACCCCUUCAGACACAAGCAAAUAAACGUGAUCCCGACCCCACACAUUGGCAAUAUCUUUUCCGUUAAAUUUUUAGCCGACGAAAAUGUCAUCGCGACGGCGGCCGGGGAUUGCCGAGUGGUGGUCCAGAGCGUGUCGGGGGCCCUCGACAAGAGCGCCCCCUUGCUGGACUGCGCGUGCCACAUCGGCCGGGUCAAACGCCUGGCCACGGCCCCCGACCAGCCUACUCUGUUCUGGUCAGCGGGCGAAGAUGGCCUAGUUGUGCAAUACGACUUGCGGGAACCCCACGAGUGUCCCACGCAAAGCAAGGUCUUAGUCGACCUAAGCUUCAAAUCGGAAAUCAAAUGCAUUGCUGUGAAUCCCACAAAAUCGCACUAUAUCGCAAUAGGCGCCAACGACUGCUUCGUGCGCUUGUAUGACAGGAGGAUGAUCAAAGUAUCAAUGGCGAAUUUGUCGUUUAAUCCGUCGAAGAGGACGUCCCCGCAGCCCCAAAACAGCGACUGUGUGCAAUACUACGCCCCCGGGCACCUGGCACGCGAAAAUGCCGGCAUUAUGAGCAUCAAACUAUCAGUCACUUAUAUCGCGUUCAAUUCCGCCGGUUCAGAAAUGUUGGUAAAUAUCGGGGGUGAACAGAUUUAUUUAUUUGAUGUAAAUAAUAGCCGACACAUUAACGAACUCAAAAUCCCCCAAAACUUACCUAAACGGCCCCAUCAACCCUACCGGAAUUGUUGCCAACCGAACGUACUGUUGGCUGAACUUAACGGGGUCAGCGCCGACUUGUUUGAGAAAAACACGGACUGUGCCUGCUUUUACAUGAGGCGGGCGCUACAGGCGUACCAACGCAAGUGGAUGGGCGAUUUGUAUGCGGCAGCACGUGAUUAUUUACACGUGAUUCAGCAUUGGCCGGACCAUAAACAGGCUUACAUUGGAUUAAUCAAAUGCCUAAUUGCCAUGAAGUGGGAAGACGAAGCCAACGCUUGGUUGAAACACUUUACAAAACUUUACCCCGAAUGUGAAACCUCCUCGCAGGUGAAAUUCCUCGUUGAGGAGUUGCAAGCGCUCAAAAACAGCGUCAAGUUUGAGGAGACGGGAGUGAAGAAGGUGGAAGAUGAUGAGAAAAAGUUACGUUUGGAUUCGUUCGAUUUUGAGAAGAUUUACAUAGGGCAUUGUAAUACCACGACUGAUAUCAAGGAGGCGAAUUUUUUAGGUGAUUGUGAUAAUUAUAUUUGUGCAGGAUCGGACGAAGGGAUCAUUUUUAUCUGGGAUAAGAAGAGUAUGAAUGUGGUUAGGGCUCUCUUUGGAGAUAACUCGAUAGUUAAUUGCAUUCAACCACACCCUAGUGCCUGUGUUAUAGCGUCCAGCGGGAUUGAUACGGCCGUUAAAAUAUGGUCGCCUCGGCCUGAGGACGGCAAAGUGAACAACCGAAUCGUCAAAUGCAUCUCCACUGUAGUCGAAACAAAUCAGCAUCGCAUGUCAAUGGACCCAUUCGAAUCAAUGUUGGCGAGCAUGGGUUACCAGAUCGAAGGAAGCGCUUUAGACGGAUCGUCCAUUCAAGAAGUACCAACGUGCCGAACUAGCUAAUUUUUUAACAAAACCAUUACAACCAGAUUUGUAACUGAAAGUUGCAAACGAAUAAAUCCACCUCUUGUUUACAAUUUAAUCGUAAACAACCGAAGGAAUCGCUCAUUUAUUUUGUACUUUCUAGAGGGUGCGUUUUUGUUGUUGAUUUUUAAAUGAUAUAUACACAAUACUGUAAAUAGUGUUUAUGUUAAUAAUUUUAAAGAUUUUUUAAUUAUCAUGUAAACUGUAAAAAUUAAACUGAUUUGGGGAAA
Messenger RNA from Tribolium castaneum (red flour beetle), 2230 nucleotides. RefSeq names its product WD and tetratricopeptide repeats protein 1. Gene Ontology annotation, cellular component: Cul4-RING E3 ubiquitin ligase complex; cytoplasm. The record is from RefSeq and is a predicted model, not a curated record. Bases 153 to 1979 code for a protein of 608 amino acids. Gene Ontology annotation, molecular function: protein binding. Gene Ontology annotation, biological process: negative regulation of fatty acid biosynthetic process. Lineage: Eukaryota; Metazoa; Arthropoda; Insecta; Coleoptera; Tenebrionidae. The transcript is spliced from 10 exons.